This is a messenger RNA of Planococcus citri (citrus mealybug), 1574 nucleotides long. RefSeq names its product GPI mannosyltransferase 1-like. Lineage: Eukaryota; Metazoa; Arthropoda; Insecta; Hemiptera; Pseudococcidae. Gene Ontology annotation, cellular component: glycosylphosphatidylinositol-mannosyltransferase I complex; membrane. Gene Ontology annotation, molecular function: alpha-1,4-mannosyltransferase activity; GPI mannosyltransferase activity. Gene Ontology annotation, biological process: GPI anchor biosynthetic process. The transcript has a single exon. The coding region runs from base 142 to 1374 and encodes 410 amino acids. The record is from RefSeq and is a predicted model, not a curated record.
AGCAGAUUUUACGCAACGUGUAUAUUAUCUAAACAAGACGACGUACAGCAGAAUGCUUGUUUGAAGGAGUUCCAGAAUUUCAAGAAAUGUAUAAUAUGUAGCGCUGCUAAACUUGGAACUCGUUUGUAAAGUUUGUAUAAGAUGGCUCCAGUUUUAAAGUUUAAACCAACCAAUGUACAAUACCAUUUCGGUAUUGGAUUACUCGUUCGUGUCGUAUUGACUGCCUACAGCGUAGUGCACGAUUCUUACUUUAAAUUAAAGUACACAGAUGUAGAUUACAAAGUAUUCACCUUAGCUGCCAAAGAAGUUAUUGCUCAACGUUCACCUUACAAUUACCAUACGUUCAGAUAUUCUCCCAUCGUCGCUUAUCUAGUAACACCGAAUGUUCUUCUGCAUCCAGUGUUUGGUAAACUUCUGGCUUCAGUUUUCGAUGUAUUGGUCGCCUAUACGAUUUAUAAGAUUGUUUUAUUGAUCUACGGAGUCGAGAAGAAAGCUUUACAGUGUGCUCAGUUAUGGCUAUACAAUCCUUUACCGAUUAUCAUCAGCACCAGGGGUAAUUUGGAUUCGUUUUCAUCUCUGUUCGUACUUCUGACUUUGUAUUUUCAAUUGAAGGAGAACUAUUUGGUAUCCGGAGCCUUGUUGGCAGUUAGUACUCAUCUUAGACUGUAUCCGUUUGUGUUCGUUUUACCUUUCUUGGUGACUGCUGGCAGAAUUACAUCUGCGUUGACUUUAGGUCACACUUACAAAGACAAACUCAAGUUCGCAUUCAGUUUCGCGACCACGUUGGCUUCUCUGACCGGAUUAUUCUAUUACGUUUACGGAUUCAAGUUCGUCGAAGAAAGUAUCCUCUAUCACGUGUACCGAAAAGACGUCCAACAUAACUUCUCGUUGUACUUCUACGUUCAAUACUUGGAUGCAUUUGUACCGGACUACGUGACCAAGAAUUUCACCCUGUUUGAUCCGAAAAUCACCAAAGCCUUGUUGGUCAUCGUACCUCAAAUCGUGCUUUUGAUCGCCGUCACCGUCAAAUACAACACCUUACGCCAUCUGCCAUUCAACUUGUACUGCUCCGCUUUUAUUUUCGUCGUUUUCAACAAAGUUCUCACGUCGCAAUAUUUCGUAUGGUUUUUAUCCUUGCUACCUUUGUUCUUACCUUCGAUCACCAUAUCGAAGAACAAAGUGAUUGGAAUUCUAUCGGCGUGGAUCGGAUCACAGGCGGCUUGGCUAGCAUCAGCUUACUUAUUAGAGUUCGAAGGACGUCCUACGUUUGCGGCGAUACACGCAAGCAGUAUAUUAUUUUUCUCUGUCAACGUUUGGAUUUUGAGUACUUUUAUCAAUUCCUACAAUACUCAAUAUCUGAAGAAAGUUGAUUAGACUCAGUGUUCAGUUUCUGUUUUUUUUUUUUUUUGGAAAUAAAUUUUUAACGCUAUUUUAUAUGGUUGUAUCUCCAUGCUACGUUGACAAAAGCGAUCUCAGUUUGGAAAUAUAAUUAUUUCUUUGUUUGUUUUCACCCUAGCACACUGCUACCAUCAUAUAAUGGCGGUAUAAAUUAUUCUGGGGUAUUAUUCAAUUUA